Messenger RNA from Cladocopium goreaui, 1362 nucleotides. Lineage: Eukaryota; Dinophyceae; Suessiales; Symbiodiniaceae. The record is from the annotation of a GenBank genome assembly.
AUGAAGACCCACCAUGCCGCCUUCUUUGGUCGAGCAUCGCCGGGCCCUGCCGGUGUGGGGGAGGAGUUUGGUCCCAGCUUCGAGGCCACGAAAAGGCGAAUGGCCAUGGCCAUGCCGUUCGCCCACAAGACCAAGCUGGUUUGGCCGGGCGUUUACAACAAUCCCCCGGAGGUGGGCCCAGGAACCUUUGAGCGGAAGGAUGUGUCCAUUGGACCCCAACAUUUGUCGAAGCGAAGAAAUCUCUCCACCUACUCCUUUGCCCGCGGCCCCAAAUUUGGCCGGGAAGAGAGUGCGGAUGAUGUGAUCUCCAAAUACGACGCGGCUCGGAGCUGCUUCGGGAAACAGGUGCUGCACAAGAACCGCAGCGCACCCAGUGUGGGCUUCAACCACGAUACCCGCGACAUGCGUGCGAAGACUAAGGUGUGCAUGACGAAGUUGGACGAAGGCCCAAAGGCGAAUUUCAGCAAGUUGCAGAUCCGCAUGCCUCCGCUGCCCAUGGAGAAACACGUCUUGAUGGAUUGCGUGGUUGCCUGCCACGAAGCUGCUACGGAGGAGGAAACGUCACAUUUGAGGGUUUGCGGCAGCAAAACGAACAACAAUGCCAGUGAUUCGCCUGGAGCAAGACUGAAACUCUUCGCUUUGCUCCUCGGUACCUUGCUGCCAGCGCAACGUCCAGACAGGCACGGGCGAUGUUGGGAGGUCUUUCCUCGACGGGCAGCAUGCUGGAACGCAGGCAUGAACCCUAAACCGGGUCAGAAGCAUCUGACGAACGAAGAGCUUAAGGCCCAGGAGCUUCUCCCCGAGCUUUUCCUUGUGGCCCCGGUUAAGCUGCCGCCAGUGCCACCGGUCACACCCAAGGCCUUGGAGUCGCGAAACACGGUGACACCGCCGCGACGCGGAGAGAGACGACCAGCCUCGCAAGACACUGGUAGGAAAUUUUUGUUGGGUGGCGGCUAUGCUGCACUACUGGGAGCCCCUUGGCCCAUAAGUGAAUUAUGCGUCAUUGGCUGGAAAGAUUGGCGCCCCAAAUGCGCAAAUCUCGAAGGUCUACCCCAGUCCUGUGACCCCAGCAGGAUUUGCUUUCAGAAUCCCGGCAACCAGUUUGGGGGACUUCAUUGUGGGUUUCCUGAGAUGUGUUGGCAAUUCAUCAUUUGGAAGUGUUGGGAUGCCGCUGAAGGAUUUUUCUGUGGCAAAACAGGGCAUUUGGGGUCCCAUCUUCCUCCUACAGGGCGCCGGUGUUGCAGCGCUGCUAUCCGAUGCUUUGCCGGUGGAGGUGAUGAGAGCGGUGUUCCCCUACUGGUUCGGCACGUGGAUCUGGCAGAAUUGUUGGCAGGCCUGCUUUGUCUCGUUGCCACUGGCUGA